AUUCUGUCAUUUUAUCCUUGUCCGUGUGGCCGUGUGCCGUGUGUUUUUCGUGUAUUUGAUUCUUUAUUGUGAUAAAACUAGCCAUAAAUCAUAAAUUAAGUGAAAACUGUGUUAUCACCGAAUUAACUAUGGCUGAUACUGAUGCUGCAAACGGUCCCACGGGGGAUCAGCCUCAAGAAAAGACCGCAAAGCAGCUUGAAAAAGAAGCAAUCAAAGCUGCAAAGUUGGCAAAACUCAAAGCCAAGUUGGACAAAAAGGCCACCGCUCCAGCUGUGCCGAAAGAUAAGCCUGAGAAAAAGACAAAAGAAGUAAAAGAAAGUGCAGUGUAUACAGCCAGUACUGCCCCGGGAGAAAAGAAAGACAUCACAGGAGACAUGCCCGAUGCAUACAGCCCCAAGUAUGUGGAGGCUGCCUGGUACGCAUGGUGGGAGAAACAGGGCUUCUUCAAACCAGAGUAUGGGAGAAAAUCAGUCCUAGAAGAGAAUCCAAAGGGCAAGUUUGUGAUGGUUAUCCCACCACCCAAUGUGACAGGAACUCUGCAUUUAGGACAUGCACUGACUAAUGCUGUUGAAGACGCUAUUACUAGGUGGCACAGAAUGAAUGGGCGCACCACGCUCUGGAACCCGGGCUGCGACCACGCCGGCAUCGCCACGCAGGUGGUGGUGGAGAAGAAGCUCUGGCGCGAGGAGAAGAAGACCAGGCAUGACCUCGGACGAGAGGAGUUCAUUAAGCGGGUGUGGGAGUGGAAGAACGAAAAAGGCGAAAGAAUCUACGAGCAGCUCCGCUCCCUAGGCUCUUCCUUCGACUGGUCGCGAGCUCGCUUCACCAUGGACCCGUCAAUGUGCCGCGCGGUCAACGAAGCGUUCGUCAGACUACACGACAGUGGCGACAUCUACCGAGCGAAUAGACUGGUCAACUGGUCCUGUACGCUGAAGUCUGCUAUUUCUGACAUUGAAGUGGAUAAAGUUGAUGUUACUGGACGCACGCUGUUUAGUAUCCCGGGCUAUGAGAAUAAGGUAGAAUUCGGCGUUCUCAUCCACUUCGCUUACAAGGUGAUAGGCACAGACGAGGAGAUAGUGGUGGCGACGACGCGCAUAGAAACAAUGUUGGGAGACACGGCCGUGGCGGUACACCCCGAGGACACACGAUACAAGCAUCUAGUGGGCCGGCUGUUGGCACAUCCCUUCUGUGCGAGGAAGAUACCGGUUAUAGCUGACUCGUAUGUGGAUCAGGCUUUUGGGACAGGUGCGGUGAAGAUAACUCCGGCGCACGACCCCAACGACUACGAGAUCGGCAAGCGCCACCAGCUGCCCUUCAUCACCAUCUUCGACGAUGAGGGGAAGAUUGUUGGUGACUGCGGACAGUUUGUUGGCAUGAAACGCUUCGACUGCCGCCGCGAGAUCAUCAAAGCUUUGGAAGCGAAGAAGCUGUACCGUGAGACUAAAGACAACCCCAUGGCGAUCCCGUUCUGCAGCCGCUCCAAGGACGUCGUGGAGCCGAUGCUGAAGCCGCAGUGGUACAUAAAAUGCGACAAGAUGGCCGCGGAAGCCAUAAAGGCCGUCCAAAGCGGAGAGCUCAAGAUAAUCCCGGACGUCCACGUGAAGAUAUGGAACCACUGGAUGGAAGGCAUCAGGGACUGGUGCAUCUCGCGCCAGUUGUGGUGGGGGCACCGCAUUCCGGCCUACAGGGUCAACGUGCCUAAGGAUGAGGAAACAGAAGUAGUGACAAAGACGGCACCAGCCCGCCGCCGCUCUCGCACCGGACGGAAGAAGUCAAACCGGAUCCGGAACCGACUGCCCCCCACUGUCACUGCCAAUAGGAGCGUCGCCGAGCUAGAAGAGUGCUGGAUCGCGGCGCACAACGAAGAGGAGGCGCGUAGUAAGGCCGCCAAGAAGUUCAACUUGUCGCCGGCAGAUAUCGUGCUGGAGCAAGAUGGCGAUGUGCUGGACACGUGGUUCUCGUCCGGACUGUUCCCGUUCGCUAUAUUCGGCUGGCCGGAUAAUACCGAGGACUUACAGGCGUUCUACCCGGGCACGCUGCUGGAGACUGGUCACGACAUCCUGUUCUUCUGGGUCGCCAGGAUGGUGUUCUUCGGACAACGGCUCAUGGGGAAACUGCCAUUCAAAGAAGUCUACCUCCACCCUAUGGUCCGCGACGCGCACGGGCGCAAGAUGUCCAAGUCUCUGGGCAACGUGGUGGACCCGCUCGACGUGAUCCGAGGCAUCUCGCUGGAGCAGCUCAGCGCCACGUUGCAGGAUUCGAACCUGGACCCGAAGGAGCUGAGCCGGGCUCUGGCGGGGCAGAAGGAGGACUUUCCGAAUGGGAUUCCGGAGUGCGGGACUGAUGCUUUGAGAUUCGCCCUAUGCGCCAUGACGCAGGGCCGGGACCUGAACCUGGACAUCCUGCGCGUGCAGGGCUACCGCUUCUUCUGCAACAAGCUGUGGAACGCCGCCAAGUUCGCGCUCAUGGACUUCCCACAGGACACCACUUAUGAGGCGUGGACCGGACCCCUACCAUCGUCUGUCUCGCUCGCCGACCGCUGGCUGCUCUCCAGAGCCGCUCAAGCCGUGGCCACAGUCAACACCGCGUUCCAACAGUACGACUUCCCAACAGCGACCUCUGCCUGCCAUAGCCUGUGGCUCUACGACGUCUGCGAUGUCUACUUGGAAUACCUCAAGCCGGUGUUCCAGUCCGGCACAGAUGGAGAGAAAGAGACGGCUAGACGCACUCUGUACACGGUACUGGAGUUAGGCCUCAAGCUGUUGAGUCCCUUCAUGCCUUUCGUCACUGAAGAGCUGUACCAGCGGCUGCCGAGGAAGAAUAGGGAGUGCCCGUCGAUAUGCGUGGCUAGCUAUCCUACUGAAUCCGACACACCAUGGAAAGACGAAGCUCUAGAGGCUGACUUCGCGACUGUACUCAAAAUGGUGCACCUCAUUCGCUCAACUCGCUCCGAGUACAACAUCGUCAAUAAACAAAAGACGACGACCCACCUCGUCAUAGCUAAAGACUUGGAUGAAGAGAAGCUGAGAGGGUUGUUUAGCAGUCUGCAGUCGCUGGCCAAUAGCGAGCUGGCGACCGGGGCGCCCCCUGCCGGCUGCUCCAUUCUCACUGUGUCCGACAAAAUUGAGAUUCAUUUGGUUUUGAAGGGCCUCAUCGAUCCCCAAAAGGAAAUAACGAAACUGGAAAAGAAGAAAGACCUCCUUACACAGACCAUAACCAAGCUAAACCAAGCAAUGGCGGCGGACGACUACACGACCAAGGUCCCGGCUGAUGUUCAGAAGAAUAACUCGGAAAAACUUACUCAAUCACAGGGCGAAAUAGAAAAACUUGAAGCUGCUAUCGAAAGAUUGAAACUUAUAUGAACAACUUAAUGAUGUAAAGAAAAUAGCGCCCUAUUUAUUUAUUGUUAAGAAACUGUUUUGAUAAAACUACCCUGUCGUCUUUUACAGCA
Messenger RNA from Plutella xylostella (diamondback moth), 3451 nucleotides. It is a transcript of the gene ValRS, whose product is annotated as Valyl-tRNA synthetase. Gene Ontology annotation, biological process: valyl-tRNA aminoacylation. Gene Ontology annotation, cellular component: cytosol. Gene Ontology annotation, molecular function: ATP binding; valine-tRNA ligase activity; aminoacyl-tRNA deacylase activity. Lineage: Eukaryota; Metazoa; Arthropoda; Insecta; Lepidoptera; Plutellidae. The record is from RefSeq and is a predicted model, not a curated record.